AUGCGAUUCAGCUUCGACGAACUCUACGCCGUUGACGAGCCAGAAUUGCUUGACGAUGAUGAAUACACGAUCAUUGAAAGUGAUGACGAAGAUAUACCACGUUUGCGAAUUCCCCGGUAUAAAGGUACGAAGCCAGCAAGCAAGAAUGAAGAAGAUAAACUAGAUAAACUAGAUCCAGAACUGGAGCAUAUGCUUGCCAAGCUGAAUCUGAGUGCGAAAAUACCAGGUCCUGCAAAGAUUACGAGAAUCGGGAAUUGGAGGAAAAAUGUGGAUAGAGAUGACAUUUCAACAGAGCCAAGUGCUUGUGUUCAAAUUGGCGACAAUCACAUUAAAAAUACAAUGUUUGCGCAAUUGCAAGCUAAGAUGGUCAAGAACUACAUGAAAAAGCUGGCUUUGCUCGAAAAUUGUAAUGAAGAACAGGUUCGCAUGGUGAAGACCGAAAAGCAGCGGAUUCUGGAGGAGGAGAAGAGACGUAAAGAAGAACAGAAAAGACAGGAGAUGCUGCAGAAGCAGCGUGAGGAAGCAGACAGACGCAAGCAGCAGGAAGAAGAACGCAAAAAGCGUGAGGAAGAAGAACAACUGCGACAAAAGGCCCUGCAGGAAGCGAAGCAAAGAGAAGAAGAAAAACUGCUACUCAAAAAGGAGAAAGAGAAGCAGGAAUCUUUAGAGGCUCAACGCAAGGCUCAAGAGGAAGCCGCCAAGGGAAAGGGAUUGACAAAUUUUCAUGAAGUUGAAACCACGUUUAAACACUACAAGCACAAGAUCAAACACAUAAAAAUGGAAGUUGUUGAGCCGGUAAAAAAGGAUACAGCUCUAAAGUCCAUAUUAUCCAAACACAAGAGAAGAAUAAACCCCAAAUUCGGCCAGCUGACCAACAGUGAACAGCAUUUAAGAACUAUUGUCUCAGAGCUCACGACUCUAGUUGACCAAACUAAACCUAACAAAUUAGGCUACGAGUGGAUUCUCAACUUUAUCGCAAAGGCCCUCGUAUCGCAGGCCGAGACGGAGGUCCGCGUCAAACCCGAAAGUGCACUUCCAUUGGCAAAGCUGGCGCUAUAUCUGUUGGCUCGCUAUUCUGAAUUGUUGGAGUUUCUGAUGGCACGGUUUAUCAAGAAGUGUCCCUUCGUAAUAGGAUACACUUGCAAUAUCGAUUCAGAAGAAGGCCGGUACAAAAUGGGGUGGAAGCGUGCUCGAGAUGACGCGUGGGAGGAUGAAACAUCUUACGACGAGAGAAUGGGAGGAAUCGUAACAUUCUUUGCCACCAUAUCUCGACUGCCCUUACCCCAGGAGCUCAUAACAACUCACAAACACCCUCUCCCAAUUUCGCAUUCAUGGCAACUGCUGGCUCGUACAGCGAACACAUCAUCACAGCUUUUGACCAAUACCCACUUUGUUGUUCUCGGAUCUUGGUGGGAUGCUGCGGCUGCGCAGUUUCUUCAAGCAUUCGGAAAACAAGCGCACAAACUACUCGUCCUUUUAACAGCGGAUCUCACCAACAGCGUCGCUGACCGCAGGUACGUAGGAGCUGCCAGACUCCGAAUUCUAUGGGAAGAGUAUGAGAUCGGAGGAUUAAUAAAGUCUUUCCCAGAAAUGUCAGCAUGA
Messenger RNA from Lachancea nothofagi CBS 11611, 1602 nucleotides. The record is from the annotation of a GenBank genome assembly. NCBI's taxonomy places the organism in Eukaryota, Fungi, Ascomycota, Saccharomycetes, Saccharomycetales, Saccharomycetaceae.